GUGUUUAAUAGUGAGGUUACAUUGGUUACAUUUAUGACUUUAAUUUAUAAUUUAUUAAAUAAUGAGAUAAGAUACUAUAGAGUAUCUAACCUAUCAACUAUCAACCUAUCAACUGCAAUGACAUAGCCAGAUUUCAUAAAGAAAUUAAAGAAAGUGCCAAAUUCACAGGGUUUUUUGAAAAAUAAAAUAAAACAAAAUCCAAUUUUUUUUUCUUUGAAAAAAAUCAACACAUACACAUAUACUAUGAUAGACCAAUUAAAAUAUCUGAUAAUAGCAACUGAACGGUUAAAUUGACGUCACAUAUACAACAUUGUGUUUGAUUGUAGAGCUACACGAUAAAUAAUUCCACCAUUAAAUCAUUUUACUGAUUAAUUGUGCUACGACUUUCAAGGACUUUUCUAUCUUGUGUAUGUUAUUUUUUCAGACCGUUGCCUUUUGGCUUCUCUGCACUGAUAAACCCUUUGAAAGCCACCGACAUUCCCAUUGAGAAACAGUGACACAGACGCAAGUCCAAUCACGGGGUAAUGAUUCAUGAUGCUUCGCCGUGUAUCAGCCCCCGUCCUCAGACUCCCACACAGCCACCGCCACCAUCACCAUCAUCAUCACCAUCUACUGUUCAUUCAGAAAUUUCCCUGUCGUCCCGCUCCUUAUGUCUCACUCCACGGGGACUGUGCGGGUUCGCUGUCCGUGGUGCUGAAAGUCCCAAACAACUGUCCACGGUGCUGAAACACCCCAACAGAGAACCACCAGGUGGGACUUUGUCCGUGCCCUCCUGCCCUUUAUUUUCUCUUAAACCGUGUGCAGACAGGUGUGAGCUUUACACACUUUGAAACGAAUCUAUCUAUCUAUCUAUCUAUCUAUCUAUCUAUCUAUCUAUCUAUCUAUCUAUCUAUCUAUCUAUCUAUCUAUCUAUCUAUCUAUCUAUCUAUCUAUGCUACUACUGCAGUGCUUUGGGCUCACGCAGGUGGGGGUUAACUUUCACUUGCAAUAUAACACUACAUUAAAGACUGAAAUGAAAACCCUGUGCGAAACGUUGCAGAAACACCGCGACUAUCUUGAACGCAGCCCGCCCGGAGUACUACAGUAACACUGACUACAGUUACUUUCAUUUUUUCAUCCUCUUCUCCUUCUCUCGUCUCGCGAUAGAGCGGCGGAGUGGUUUGACGGGCAGUCGAGGUUGCAGCAGGCAGAGGGAGACGGUGGAAGGUAAAGCAGGGAGGCAGCAUCAUGGCGGACAGAGACAGUGGCAGUGACCACGGAGGGCCCACCGCAGGCCCCGGCUCGCUGCCCCCGGGCGCGAUGGGCGCCAUGUCCCGGCUGCAGCAUGACACCGAGGAGCUCGCCUCCAAGCGCGUCGACAUCCAGAACAAGCGCUUCUACCUUGACGUGAAGCAGAAUGUGAAAGGCCGCUUCCUAAAGAUAGCCGAGGUCGGGGCUGGGGGAAACAAGAGCCGCCUCACUCUCUCCAUGUCUGUCGCCGUGGAGUUCCGCGAUUAUCUCGGGGACUUUAUCGAACAUUACGCCCAGCUGGGCCCGACCAACCCGGACAUAGUGCAGGAUGAGCCCCGGCGGGCGCUCAAGAGCGAAUUCCUGGUGCGGGAGAAUCGGAAAUAUUACAUGGAUCUAAAGGAGAACCAGAGGGGGCGGUUCCUGAGGAUCCGACAGACCGUUAAUCGGGGGCCCGGAUUGGGAAGCGCACAAGGCCAGACCAUCGCUCUGCCGGCGCAGGGUCUCAUCGAGUUCCGCGAUGCUUUGGCUAAACUCAUCGACGACUACGGCGUGGACGAGGAGCCGGCAGAGCUCCCGGAGGGCACCUCUCUCACGGUCGACAACAAGCGCUUCUUCUUCGACGUGGGCUCCAAUAAGUACGGAGUCUUCAUGCGGGUUAGCGAGGUGAAGCCCACGUACCGGAACUCCAUCACGGUUCCCUGCAAAGUGUGGUCCAAAUUCGGCAACACCUUCAGUAAAUACGCGGAGGAGAUGAGGAAGAUCCAGGAGAGGAGUAGAGAGAAACGGGCCUCCGAACUGCUACCUGAGGGCCCGCACGGCGCAGAUGAUGGAGACGAUGACUGACGCGGAUUUCAAGCAACCAGACAAAACCGAACUGUGAGACAAAAACGAGACUUUUAACUGUAAAAUAGAAAGAGAAUUUCCAAGGGAAUCACCCCCACACACAACCUCCACAGACAUGGCAGCACCUCUGCUGCCUCCUCGCUCAUUUUACUGGAUGUCACCCCACUUACCACCCAUGUAACAGUAAGCCGCUGCUAUCAAGGAUCGAACUGUAAGAUAUGAACUGUUUCCUACUUGAUUUAAAUGACAAUGAACAGAGUGUUUAUAUCUCUAUCGACGACAGAUUUUGCACACAUCAACAAAAAACAAAAAAACAAAAAACAAAAAAAAAAACACAGAAGUUUAAAUGUUUUCUGACUGGUAAUAUACUAAGAUUUGAUCAGAAAAAGAAAACCAGAGGUCUAUUAUAUAAAAAUGAUAGUCUUCAUGUAGAACGAAUAUUUGACAUCAGCACAAAGAGAAUAUAUUAUGGACUUUACGAAACCAAAAUCGGAUACCAGAUGUAUAGUUUAUUAUAAAGGUACGCAGAAUAAAUAUGAAAGCGCUCUAAAAGUGUAUGAAUCGCAGAACGCAGCACUACAGGCCUGUAAACACCUGUCAGCAUGCGUGUAGGCUCAUGUUUUGUAAAAGAAGUUGGCAAAGUAGGCUUUAAUUUGACUCAAAAAAAAAAACAGAACCGUAGUCGGCUAAUGAGAGCAGUUCUAUCAUGCCAUAGAGGAAAGUUGGAGACUCGAAACUUAACAGCCUAUUUUGUGCGCCUCAAACAAACGAGAUAAAUCUAUAUCUCCGAGCUAUUGAAUAUCAGCCCUCUUGCACCAUGUCCAUAUAAACUUAAAUGAAAAAAAGUGCUAACUUAGAUGUACUAAUUAUGAUUUUGUGAAUCAGCUGUAAAAAAUCCUUAUUAAGAUACCCACGUUUUCUGUGGGUUAAGUUUUUUCUUUGUUACUUUGUUGUUUUUUUUCCUCUUGGGGAGGGGGAGGGGGGGGGAUGCAAAACAAACAAAAAAAAAGAUGAGGUCCACUUGUGGGAGCGCCAGGCGCGGAAACAAAAAAAAAAAACUAAGAAAAAAAAAAGACGCGUCAGCGCAGCGCGCGGCGAGGCAACGCAUCCUCUCUGACGUCAUUACGACCCGUGCCUUAUACACUCCACUCGUUUACGUGUUCUCACGUGGAUGGUCUGUGACCUCGACCGCUGUACGUUUUAUUUUACGAGUGCUGUUAUGUAGGCAGAAAUAUAUACUCAGCAGGACUGUGGGGUUGACACCCCUGCAGUGCAUGGAGCGCGUCUGGCAACACCUGAAGAAGGCUGAAGGGCUGCUGGGAGUUUUUUGAGAGAGGAGGGGGCCCCAGCAGUGCUACAGGGUAGGAAGGGCUAGGUUUGCAAGGGGGAAGGUGGUGGUGGUGGUGGCUCACUGACAACAUGGAGCCCAGAAUCCCUAGCAGCGCCCCUGGCUGGGUGGCCUGUCACAGAGUAGAGAUGUAUCUCCCUGGAUCCAGGGAGGGACCCGCGAUGCUCCGUCUGUGGCGACACCGACUGCGAGCACGGAGACAAAAACUGGAGCUGUUUAUGGGCGGCUUUUGCAAGGCCGUAUGCACCGUGUACAAAAAAUAAGAAGACAGCAACAACAACAAAAAAAAUCAGAAGCGACUGGAUGUUUGCUAGAGCUGAGAUGGAUGCUGUUUAGGAGCCGGGCAGGCAGCCAGCCAGGCGGGUCAGCCGGUCCCAUGCAGUCAGUCUGAGUGCAGUCCAGUGGAUGUAGAAGCCUAUCGGUGCAGGGCCGAGGCAGUAUCUAUAUCUUUAUGGUGCUACAGCCCCUUGAUCGUUCCCACGGGGGCCUCGCCGCUCAGAAUAUGUCACUUUUGCAUUAUUGUUAUUCUGAUGCUUUUUUUUUUCUUUUUUUUUUUCCUCCGUUUACUCCACAUUACAUUGUCCUAAAUGUGUCAGGCUUCAGCCAGAGAUGAAGCCCGCCGACUAGCAUAGGACGUUUCAUAUUAGUGUGCAAUAUUGUGUACGUGCCAAUCGUGGCAUUGUAUCACGUGUAUAGACUAUUAAAAAGACGAAAUAAUGUACAGGCUAUGUGAUAAGUAGAUAUUUGAAAGCAUGAGGUCGAUGCAUCUGCAUUAUAUUUUCCGAAAUGUGAAGACUUUCUUCUCAAGCACUUGCUCAAAAUGAAAAAAAAUAAUAAUAAUAAUAAUAAUAAGUCAGACUAGUAGUGAGGUGUUUUUUCCUGUCACAUUCUGUAAACCAGUAGGCUGCCUUGUCCGUCUCUCAGUGCGCGUAGAUUAGUGUUUUAUGUCCCCCAUAUGGAGUCACCCCCGGAGAAAGGCCCUGUCCUCCUUUUUUUUUUUUUUUUUUUUUUUACUCUCCAAACACACGCAGCAGUCAACAACCACUGACUGUCUCCAUGUCAGCCCCUCUGCACUGGCCUACACUGAAGCUGAAUAGUAUCUUGAGGCUCAGGUCCAGGGGUGGCCAACACACACACACACACACACACACACACACACACACACACACACACACACACACACACACACACACACACACACACACACACACACACACAUACAGUCUCCCCCUGCUGAGGCCUCUUGUUGCUGUCUGAGUGUUUGGGAGGCCUGUAAAGUAUUUUGAAUGGUGUCUAGAGCUACACAAGGCCUCCUGUCAUUAGAAACGGAGUGCUUGGAGCCUGAGUGCGACCCCCUCUCACCCCCCCACCCCACCCCCUCUCUCGCCUGGGACGGUCGAUCACAGGACAGGUAAACUCCAAGUUGACUUUUGUGCGGCUUCGCUAGAGCCGGGCGACAGCGGUCAGCCGCAGCAGGCCCAUCGGACAGAGGAGUUUGUUGUCGUUUUUUUUUACAAUGAGGGAUCCUCUCUGAUGUGGGCAGACUCUGAUCUCCUGCCUGCUCCUCUUUCCUUUUCAGCUCAGGCUUCAAAGCGUAACAAAAAAAAAAAAAAAAAAAAAAAAAAAAAGGCCCGUCUCAUUGUCUGUGUGGCAAAAGUUGUCAUAAUGCGUCAUUUAGGUCACAUAGUCCAUUCGUUCAUUUUGACCCGAACUGAUCUUUGGGCUUACGGCGAUGUUCUUCUUAACAAUCAAAGCACGCAAAGCGUUGAGAUCUUCGAUCAGGUUUAUUUAAAGCAGGUUACAACAGCUUAUACAUCUGAGCCGGGCAAGGGCCCCGUCAGGGUGGCGUGCCACUUAGUGACAUGGCAGGGGAAGCACAGACUGUAUGGAUGGGGAGCUUUAGAGGCCUCAGCUGGAUUGAACUGGCAAAUGCAUUUACAAGCCCGGGACCCACCAGACCUGCAGGAAAGCUAACGCUAGGCUACAGCAGAAUUCCCCAGAGCAUGCUUGGGCUGAAAAAAAGGUACUAGACGUUCUGUUGGAUCCUCUCUUUAAAAUGGUGAUCUAUGUUUCGUUGGUCAUGCCUGUGGCAACAAAGCCAAGGGAAAGUGUUCCAGAAAAUCCCAUCUGUUUGGCCCACGUUUGUCUCGGAGUGACGGUGAAAGGCCUGAUGAAGCCUGGCACUGUACUGCAGGGGCUUACGAGCAGCAGCCUACCGCGACCUUCUGACCCAGCUGUUAGACUGAUCCAGUUAGGGACUUUUCUCUCCGUUUCGGAGGAGUAGAGAAAAUCUGUUUCCACUCUUGCUGAGAUGACUCUAUUUCCUCACACUGCCCUGUGAAUUUAAUCAAAAUCCAUUGAACACAUGUACAAGCCACCUAUGACUAUGUGCUCAGCAAAGCACAUUUGAGGUCAAACUAAGUUUAUCUUGAGGUCAGCAUGAGUGUGGACUCUCUGUUGUGAUACAGCACUUAUUCCCCAAAGUGUUUUAGCUUUAGCUUGAUUGAAUUUAGGUCUCCUGGAGGCUCAUGCUACAUGAAGACUGGAAAUACAACACUUCCUUUCUCUCCGUCUCUUUCUCUAAUGGCCAAAUAUAAGGAGAGCCUGAACCUGCUCAUAGAGUUCACUUUGUGAAUGCCUCACUCUGUGAAAUGCACACUUUUUUUUCUUCUUCUUUUUUUUUUUUUUUUUAAAGACGUGUUGUCUUCUUACAGACUGUAAUCGCCUGGUGCUACUGGGCCGGUUGUGUUUUCAGUGCAGAAAGAAAGUUUCUGUUGCGAGAAACAUGACUUGUCCAUUUUUUGGAUCGCAGCUCUGUCUGAGUUACAAAGGAAGGGGGAGGGGGGUGCGCUUGUGAUUUUUGCUGAUCAAAUCUGAUUCCUCAUUUGAUGAGAGCUCACCCAGUGUCACAGCAAAAAAAUAAAAAAAGAAAGAAAGAAAGAAUGAAAGAACUCUGGAGUGACCUUGCAGCCAUGUUGUGCCCGCAAUUACACGGCCAUUCAUUUCUGGGACUCAAAUGCAAAACGGUAGGCAGAUGUAUUCCGUCUUGUUUUCUGCACUGUCCUCGGUGGCUCCGGCUCGGUUGGGCAUACGAGAGUGAUGGUUAGCAUUAAUGAUGUUUCGAUUUAUAAUCCAGCUGCAGCCAUCGUAGCAAUCACGUCCAUUUGUGCAAUUAGAUUUAAAAGAGCUUCGUUUAUUGUCACUCUGUCUACAGGCAAUCCGGACCAUUCCUUACAAAACGGCGGAGAAAAUGUAAAUUGUAGAUUUUAAAAAGUUCAGCAGUUGCUAACUUGUUGCUUGUGACUCUGUGUCAGAUUGCUAGGAUGGCUCCAACUGCGGAUUGCUUUUGUCUCUUUGGGGAGAUUUCUUCGUGUUUCUGGCUGCGGCCGGCAGCAACAUGUGCAUGACUUACUAACAGCAAACUUCCAAGAGUGAAACGUGAGUGGCGGCCGCUCGCCUCCACCUAAAUGUACUGACUGAAAACAGACUGAACUUCCAUUAAGGUGUUCCAGACAACCAAACACGCUCUUGUUUCUGGUUUCAGUGUUGUAGUCUUUUUCAUUGGCCACUCAGAGUUCCUGGUUAAUCACACAGCCAAUCGCAGCCUCUGGUCAAAGCCAAGCACUAUAUGACUCAUCACAAACCACUGACAGAGGAGCUCAUUCAGCACGUCUUCUGUUUGCACACGCACCAAGUAGUAGGGUCCAUCAUGUCUGCAGACUGUAUAGGCUACUGUUGUGUAUAGAUAUAAAGACGUUCUUUCAGAUGUUUUGAAGAUGUCGGGGAACAGAUCCUGGAUUUAAAGGGGUGGGGGUCAAUGCACAAUGAACAUAUCCCAUGUCACCGUUUGGUCUAAAUCCCUUUACCAUCCCCAUAUGAGAUAAUAUGUUGUAUCUUUCAAGAAAUAUUUUAUCUGUGGCGUGUGUGUGUGUGUAUAUAUAUAUAUAUAUAUAUGGUUUGUUAUAUAUGAUGCUCCUCCUUUCAGAAAAAUAUAACAUGUAAACAGGAAAAACAUAUUGCUGUUUUUUUCCUUUGUAUUUUAUACUUACAGAAAGCAUUGAAUAAAAUGGAUAAAUACUUGCACUUUAGAUAUAUUAAGAAAAAUAAAAAUCUGCAUAUUAUUUUUGAUAGGGAUCUCACAUUUAAAGAGUAUAAAGUACAGGCUUUGUGACUAUUGCUGGACAGAGAUGUAUUGAGUUCUACUUAUUGAAGUAUAUUUUGUCUGUGUGUCAGAAGGUUUACUAAAGUAAAUUGCAUGAUAAACUAGUGCUACACCGAUAUUGUUCUUUUUUUGUUCUCUCUUUUUUUUUUUAGUUGGUAAAAAUGUCUGAAAACUGUGAUAACAACCCUCUUGUAUCAUGUUUAACCUCUCGUCACCCAUCCUAGAAUAUUUCUUACUGAAAUAUGGCCUUUCCUGACUACAUGACGAUGGUGCUUACUUUGGCUUUGACAUCAAGCUCAUCCUUAGACAUCUCAACAUCACCAUAACUCGCGUCCUCACACUUCAUUACUUUCUGUUAUGUACUCUCACUACCUUAUUAAAUUUCCGUUGAUGGCAAAAAAUACAAAAAACAAGAAAGGUGUGCUGUUUUGUACGUUGCUGUUUGUUUUAUUGUUGGGGGAGCCUUGUUGUCUGAAAAAUGACUAAUCGCGCAAUAAAAUGUCAUUCCACA
Messenger RNA from Mugil cephalus (flathead mullet), 8094 nucleotides. It is a transcript of the gene purab, whose product is annotated as purine-rich element binding protein Ab. Gene Ontology annotation, biological process: regulation of transcription by RNA polymerase II. Lineage: Eukaryota; Metazoa; Chordata; Actinopteri; Mugiliformes; Mugilidae. The record is from RefSeq and is a predicted model, not a curated record. Gene Ontology annotation, molecular function: DNA-binding transcription factor activity, RNA polymerase II-specific; purine-rich negative regulatory element binding; RNA polymerase II transcription regulatory region sequence-specific DNA binding. The coding region runs from base 1228 to 2073 and encodes 281 amino acids. Gene Ontology annotation, cellular component: nucleus. The transcript has a single exon.